UAUACAAUCCUUUUGUCAUUCCAAAGGCUUGGAGUAGUUUACGGUCGUUUGAGUACUGCUCCUUUAUAUGUCUUUGGUUCAAUCCCUCCAAAGGAUUUCAAAUCAGAAGAAAGUGUCUAUGAAUACUUCUCCUUUAUCUUUUGGACUUUGACCAUUGUUUCGUUAGUGAAGUAUGCCUUCAUAGUACUGAAAGCUGAUGAUGAUGGAGAGGGUGGUACUUUUGCUUUGGACUCGUUAUUGUGUAGGCAUGCAAAAGUUGGCCUGCUCCCCAAUGAUAAAAGUGCUAAUGACGUUAUGCAUUAUGAGGCGGGAAGUCCUUUCAGGACCAAGGUGGAAUCAAGAGCCCGAAGGGCUAUUGCGAAGCAUAAGUGUAGUCACUACUUGAUGCUGUUCUUGGCACUGUUUGGUUCUUGCAUGAUAAUAGGCGAUGCAGUGCUUGCUCCAGCUAUUUCUGUUUUAUCAGCUUCAUCAGGCCUUCAACGAUCAUUACCAUAUAUCAAAUUUUCCUCUUCCCAUGAAACAGACGAGUCCAUGUCUAAAAAGUUAAAGAAAUAUGUGUCUGUGCCUUGCGCUUGUGCCAUAUUGGUCUGCCUUUUCACAAUGCAACACUAUGGGAGCCAUAAAAUUGGGUUCAUAUUUGCUCCAAUAGUCAUUCUAUGGCUCUUGCUUAUCGGUGGAGUGGGUAUAUAUAACAUUGUGCACUGCGAUCCAAAAAUCAUAUGUGCAAUCCCAACAUACAUGUACAAGUUUGUAAAAAAUACUAGCGUGGAGAGUUGGAGGGCAUUGGGAAGUGUCAUUCUCUGUGUAGCAGGAUCAGAGGCAAAGUUUGCUGAUCUGGGUCAUUUCUCGAUGAAAUCAAUCAAGAUGAUAUUUAUCAGCUUGAUCUACCCAUUUCUUAUUUUAUGUUAUGCGGGUCAAGCAGCAUUCAUCUCCCAUACACUCUCCCCAAAGAACUACUCUGAUGUUCCCGAAGAUUAUAAUCAUCUUUAUAAAUCUGUACCUGAACAUGUUCACCAUGUCUUCAUAAUUUUAUCUCUACUUGCUUCUGCUACUGGAAGCCAGGCGACCAUAACAGCUUGUUUUUCCAUUAUAAGCCAGUGCCAUGCACUUGGUUGUUUCCCCAGAGUCAAAGUUAUUCAUACAUCGAGUAAGAUACAUGGGCAGGUUUAUAUUCCAGAUGUCAACUGGAUACUAAUGGUUCUUAGCAUUGGUGUUACUAUAGGUUUCCAUGACACUGUUCGAAUUGGAAAUGCAUCAAGUAUGGCUUUAGUCUCUGGCAUGCUUGUAACAACUUGUCUAAUGUCACUUGUGAUUGUUCUGUUCUGGGAAAAGAGUUUGCUGAUAUCUGCUUGCUUAAUGUUCUUUGGCUCCAUUGAGGCCAUGUAUCUAUCAUCCAGCAUGUUAAAUUUUCACAAGGGAGCUUGGUACCUAGUUGUUCUUUUGGUCCUGUCCAUGACUGUCAUGGUUGCAUGGCAUUAUGGAACAAUGAAGAAAAACGAGUUUGACUUAGAAAACAAGCUGUCCAUGGAAUGGCUUACAAAUCUUAGCCCAGGUCUUGGAGUUUCCAGGGUACCUGGAAUUGGCUUUAUAUACACAGACAUAGUGACAGGAAUCCCAGCUUUUUUCUCCCAUUUCAUCACAAACCUCCCUGCCUUUUAUCAAGUGCUGAUUUUUGUGUCCUUCAAGUCUCUACCAGUUCCUUUUGUUUCCCCAGAUAGGUGGUAUCUUAUCGGCAGAGUUGGACCUAGAGAAUAUAAAAUCUACCGAUGCAUUGUACGGUAUGGAUAUUGUGAUCAUAUCAGGGACACAGACGACUUUGAGGAACAGAUCAUUGGCUCGAUUGGAGAGUUUAUUUCAUUGGAAGAGCAUGAUUUUGAGUCCUUGAUGUCGCCUGAGGGAAGAAUGAUUGUUGUUGGAAGACAUUUGCCCGAAGAGAGUGCUCUAAUGUCCUUACACGAUACCUGCCUAAGUAUGUGAGGCGCAGGCUCAGCCAAUGCAGAACCUCAGAUGAAUGUGACGAGUCCAGUGCAUGAUGCAGAUAACGAAGGCAAGAGGACAAAGAAGGUUCAGUUUAUGCUGCCUACUACUAGUCCAAAAAUGCGUGUGCUUGUGAGGGAGGAGCUACAAGAAUUAAUUGACGCCAGGGAGAGCGGCACUGCAUAUUUCUUGGGCCAGUCACAUUUAGCAGUACGCAAUGGCUCAAACUUACUCAAGCAAUUCCUCAUCAUGACCUAUGUUUUCUUUGACAAAAAUUGUAGAGAGCCCCAUGUGGCAUUAAACAUUCCUCAUCCAGCUUUUGUGGAGGUCGGUAUGGUCUGCACUAUAUAA
Messenger RNA from Theobroma umbraticum, 2328 nucleotides. The record is from RefSeq and is a predicted model, not a curated record. NCBI's taxonomy places the organism in Eukaryota, Viridiplantae, Streptophyta, Magnoliopsida, Malvales, Malvaceae.